Molecule: messenger RNA, 1413 nt
Organism: Corticium candelabrum
Lineage: Eukaryota; Metazoa; Porifera; Homoscleromorpha; Homosclerophorida; Plakinidae
Product: tektin-2-like
Exons: 8
Coding region: 29-1252 (407 amino acids)
Biological process (GO): cilium movement involved in cell motility; cilium assembly
Cellular component (GO): microtubule cytoskeleton; nucleus
Source: RefSeq, a predicted model, not a curated record
UGCGCUGCAACGUACAUAACAACAAGUCAUGCAGAAGUCUGCCACGCGUUUUGCUCCGUCUGACUGGCACGUCGCUAAUCGUAUCCAAUCAACAACAGCCAUAAAACAACGAGAUGUGGCUCACGACUUUCGUCAAUCGUCCCAUCGUCUUCGUAACGACACAGACUGUCACACAACGUGGACGCAGCACAGUUCGAAUAAGAAACUAGAAAAACGUUUCAGUGAUAUAGAAAAAUGGAAAGAGUCACUUGAAAAAUGUCUGACAGCGGUCGAGACGGAAAUCGAGUGUCUGAGCGAGCACAAAGAGCGAAGUGAAAGAGCAUUGGAUGCGAAGAGUGUGCCAACUGAAGUUGUAUGGGAUUGUAUGACAAUGAGAGAGGGAAGGAUGGCCAUUGAUCUUGUGAGAGACGAGGUAGAAGCACAACUGCAUAAGGAGCUUGAAGUAGUUGAAGCCAUCAAGUCAAUGUUGCUGCAAAAAGUUAUGGAAGCUUAUGAACAGCUUUGUGUGUUGCAGGAGGCUCGACAGCAACUGCAGCUCGAUCUGACAGACAAGCAGACAGCGUUUGAUAUUGAUAAUGAUUGUAAGGGAAUGACUAAUGAGUCAGGAAACAUAAGCUUUCAUGCAAACUCUACACGAAUUGAAAAGGGUGUUGUUACACCUGACACGUGGGACUCAUUCUCCAAUUACAACAGCAUAAGAGCUAAUGCCGAAAUGAAGGGGUCCACUGCUCUUCGUGAAGCUAUUAACUACACAGUGCAGCAGACCAGCAGUGAUCUCGACACUCAGAGACUUGCGACUGAUAGAGCUUUCCGUAAACGAAUCCACGAAAUCAAACAGGCAAUCAGUGAGCUGGAAUGGCAGCGACACAAUACACAGGAGGAGAUAUCUGAUGUGCAGACAGAAAUAGAGAGGCUUCAGAAGUCCAUCCAGAACAAGGAACCUCCUAUGAUGGUUGCUCAAACUCGACUCGAGAACCGAACGUUUCGGCCCAAUGUUGAGUUGUGUCGUGACGAAGCUCAAUAUGGACUCGUGGAAGAAGUCUCUGAGAUUGCAGGGUCAACACAAAGUCUCCUUGAGAAGCUAGCUGUUGCUGAACACACGCUGUCUACACUGCAGAGGACAUUAGCCAGGAUUGAAAACGAUUUGGGUGUGAAAACAAGUUCUCGUGACAUUGACAAUCAGUGUAUGGAGAUACGAGCGAAGUUAACUCAGAAUGGGAUGCAUGGAAGGCACCUGGGACGUGAAAAAUGACAUUUGAAUGAUAUCUCAUUAAACACUAGAGUAGCUACUCGUCAGUACUCAAACUCAAACCCAAAGUAUGAAGUGUCGAAAUUAUGAAUACGUACAUACCCAUCUUCUCCACCACUGCUGUAGCUGAAAGAAAUGCAAUAAUAAUAAUGAUGAUGAGAUCA